AGCCUUCAACAAAGUUAGGGAGGGGUCAACAUGAAACUUUGCAGCAUGAGAGGAAGAAUAAAAAGGUGUACAUCUUGUAAAAUCUUCAGAUUUGUCGCAGGGACUGAGGGUGGCAGAAUCUCUCCUAAUGCAUGUGGAAAAUAAAGUGUGCUGAUUGCAACAUAAGGCAAUUUGUGGCUUACUUCUUGUCCCACGCCCCUGGUUGUAACUGCCUUCUAUAAUUUUGUACAUAACUGUAACAAAAAUGUUGUGAUUGUAUCUUUUACUGCCUCUUGGCCAGGGCUCCCUCAAAAAUGAGAAUUUUAAUCUCAAUGGAACCUUCCUGGUUAAAUAAAGAAUAUAAAAAUAAGUAAAUAAAAUGUAUUUAGAUAAUGAAACGUCAAUAAGGAAAAUUAUUUUACUUGUUUGUCAGAGCAUUUGAAGAAACAACUUAAAAUGUUAUUUAUUUAACCAGAUGAGCUGAUAGAGAACUCAUUCUCAUUUACAACAACGAUCUGGCCAAGAGGCAGCAGCAACAGACACAUGAUUAGCUUUACAUCAAAGAAAAACAGAUUAAAUAAAAACAAACAACAUUAAAAUAAAAAUGGAGUAAAAAACAAAAUUAUUAUAUCAGGUGUAAAACUAACUUGUCUUUACUUUAAGUACUUGUUUGAGGAAGACAUCACGUUGUGUUUUUUAUUAGUCCCAUUCUGAACACACAGGUGUGUUUUAUUAGGCUCCAGCGGGUGGCGCUAGUGCACCUUUAAACUGGUCACCGACCAUCGGAAGAAGCAGAAACCGGAAGCUGCUAGCAGAGCUAGCUUGUUGUUGUUCUGGUGUGUGAGGAGAAUAUUUGAGGCUCUGCAGUAAAAAUGUCUUCACUUCAGUCUCUGGGAGAGUUGAUCAGCUAGAGCGACUAACUGCUGCUGCAGAAAUCUUCUCACCAGGCUGUGGAGGAGGUGUUCUCUUUCCAGAACCAGAGAAAAUAUUCUGCGGUCUUCGUGACAAUCGGAGCUCCAGAAUCAGGUCGUGGGUCAGAAAAGCUUUUCUCUAGACUUCCUGCCCUCUGGAUCUGCUGCUAUUCCUUUGGCCUCUCUGAGAAACGCGCUCGUUUUGCUGCUUUCAUCAGAUUGAAGAGGUUCCCUCUAUCAGACUCGCUCAUCUGAGUUGGUCAUGAUGCAGGAUCGCUGCUCGCUCUCUGAUCCAUCCUGCUCACACUCUCCGACGGAAAAGCCCCGAAUCUGAAUGUGACUCUGGAGGAAAAAGCGGUUAGCUCUACUCCGUGAACUCAGCUGUUAGCUAAACACGGCUAAAGAAAACCUGCUACCACUUCAGGAUCAUCCAUCAGCUGGGACUGCUUCAUCUGUGUUCUUCACCACCUGGACCUGGACAGCAUGGACACAGCUUUUCAACAGGUGGUGCUGGUUAAAGAAGAAGAUCUAGAAGAACAUAGCACUGGUGUCAACCAGCAGGACUUAGAUUUUCUCCACAUAAAGGAGGAACAGGAGAAACUCUGGCCCAGUAUGGAAGGGGUGCAUCUCCAUUUGAAGGAGGAGACUGAUGCUGCCAGGUUUCCAUUCACUGUUGCUUCUAUAAAGAGUGAGGAUGAUGAAGAGAAUCCUCUGUUCUCACAGCUUCAUCAGAAGCAAAUAGAAGAGAGAGAUGUUUCAACCAGCAGCUCAGCUGACCAGACGACAGCAGAAACUGGUGGACUAGAAACUAGCCGGAACCCAGAUCUGAACCCUCAUGAACUGACUCCUGAUUCUUCAGAAACUGACGUUGGAGAUGAUGAUGAUGAAUCAUCAUCAUCAUCAUCAUCAUCAUCAUCAUCAUCAUCAACUCUAGACUCUGAGCUGUCAGACUCUGGGUCUGAAACUGGAGACCGAGACAAUGACUGGAAUGAGAACAGGUGUUCUGAGUCCGAUUUUAGGACUGUCAACAAAUCCUUUAGUCAUAGGACACUUUUAAUCAGUCACAUGAGAGUCCACACAGGACAGAAGCCUUUUGCUUGUGAGCUCUGUGGAAAGAAAUUUAGCUUAAAGUCAACUUUAAACACGCACAUGAGAGUUCACACAGGACAGAAGCCUUUUGCCUGUGAGUUCUGUAGCAAAAGAUUUAGCCAAAAGACAAAUUUAAACAGACACAUGAGAGUCCACACAGGAGAGAAGCCCUUUGCUUGUGAGCUCUGUGGGAAUAGAUUUAGUGAAAAGGGAAGUUUAAACACACACAUGAGACUCCACACAGGAGAGAAGCCCUUUGCUUGUGAGCUCUGUGGGAAUAGAUUUAGUGAAAAGGGAAGUUUAAACACACACAUGAGAGUCCACACAGGAGAGAAGCCUUUUGCCUGUGAGCUCUGUGGAAAAAGAUAUAGCCAAAAGACACAUUUAAACAGACACAUGAGAGUCCACACAGGACAAAAGCCUUUUGCUUGUGAGCUCUGUGGAAAAAGAUAUAGCCUAAAGACAACUUUAAACACACACAUGAGAGUCCACACAGGAGAGAAGCCCUUUGCUUGUGAGCUCUGUGGGAAUAGAUUUAGUGUUAAGGGAAAUUUAAACAAACACAUGAGUGUCCAUACAGGACAGAAGCAUUUUGUUUGUGAGCUCUGUGGGAAGAAAUUUAGCUUACAUUCAACUUUAAACACACACAUGAGAGUACACACAGGAGAGAAGCCUUUCGCCUGUGAGCUCUGUGUAAAAAGAUUUAGCCGAAAGACACAUUUAAACACACACAUGAGAGUCCACACAGGAGAGAAGCCCUUUACUUGUGAGCUCUGUGGGAAUACAUUUAGCAUAAGGUCACAUUUAAAAACACACAUGAGAGUCCACACAGGAGAGAGGCCCUUUGCUUGUGAGCUCUGUGGGAAUAGAUUUAGUGAAAAGGGAAGUUUAAACAACCACAUGAGUGUCCACACAGGACAGAAGCCCUUUGCUUGUGAGCUCUGUGGGAAUAGAUUUAGUAAAAAGGGAAGUUUAAACAAACACAUGAGUGUCCACACAGGACAGAAACAUUUUGCUUGUGAGCUCUGUGAAAAGAAAUUUAGGUUAAAGUCAACUUUAAACAGACACAUGAGAGUACACACCGGACAGAAGCCUUUUGCCUGUGAUCUCUGUGUAAAAAGAUUUAGCCGAAAGACACAUUUAAUCACACACAUCAGAGUCCACACAGGAGAGAAGCCCUUUGCUUGUGAGCUCUGUGGGAAAAGAUUUAGUGAAAAGGGAAGUUUAAACACACACAUGAGAGUACACACAGGAGAGAAGCCCUUUGCUUGUGAGCUCUGUGGGAAUCGAUUUAGUGAAAAGGGAAGUUUAAACAAACACAUGCGAGUACACACAGGACAGAAGCCUUUCGCCUGUGAGCUCUGUGCAAAAAGAUUUAGCCGAAAGACAAAUCUAAACAUUCACAUGGGAGUCCACAAAUGACAGAAACCUUUUGCGUGUGAACUCUGUGGAUGAAGAGUUAGCCGAAAGAAAACUUUAAACAAUCAUCUAAGCAUCCACUAGGGCUGAGCAAUCUAUUGCAGGGGUCUCCAAACUUUUUGGGCCCGUGAGCUACUUUUACACAAUGAAAAUACAGCAGAGUUACUGCCAUAUGAUUUAUUUACAUUGAUACUUUCCAUGUGUGAAUGCGCUUAUGUUAAAAAUGCUAUACUUACUAUAUUAACAUGCAUUGUACUCACAAGUUGAUUUCUCCGUAUUUCAGUACAUACAUUGUUUUUGUAUAAGUAAACUAGUGACAUUCUGAAAACCAAAUUAAACAAAUUAUAUUUAGUUUUUAAACUAAUCAAAUACUUCCAGAUAAUGAAUAACAAAUCUACUUCAUGUGAACGAUUUUGUAAUUUUUUUUAGAGGUUGGUAACAUAAGUUUUUGAGCACACAGGAACAGCUAACAUGUAAAGCUGAAUAUAUUUUAUAUAAAAAACAAGCUAAAUGUGAUGAAAACACAAAAUUCUAAAUAGUUUGAAUUAAAUAAAAAAUGUAAAAUCAGAAAUAAGAGUUGUUCCUGCUCUCCUGAUUUACUGAAUAAUUUUUAUUGUGUUUUUUUGGUCAUGAAAGUUAAGUUUUGCUGCGUUUAUUGCUGGCAAUAUGUAGGUUGGAGGUUUAUCCUUUUUUUCUGCAUCUUGUAGGGUUUUUUUCUCCACAGGUCUGAAAACUUAUUAAAUUAAAAACUAAAAAUUUCAUGAUGCCUUCCAUUAACCUAUACUUGCUUCUGUGGUCUACUAGGUCUUUAUCUGUACUGUGAUACAUUUAUUCUAUAUGUAUUUUAUAUGUACACCUUUGCUGUGCUGUUUUAUCUUUGUUCUAUAUUUUAAAGUAAAUAAUUGUACUUUA
This is a messenger RNA of Nothobranchius furzeri (turquoise killifish), 4310 nucleotides long. The record is from RefSeq and is a predicted model, not a curated record. Lineage: Eukaryota; Metazoa; Chordata; Actinopteri; Cyprinodontiformes; Nothobranchiidae.